Messenger RNA from Thelazia callipaeda (thelaziosis nematode), 236 nucleotides. Lineage: Eukaryota; Metazoa; Nematoda; Chromadorea; Rhabditida; Thelaziidae. The record is from the annotation of a GenBank genome assembly.
AUGAUACAUUCGGACGUGUACGCGUUACAUGCUGGGCGUACAUUAACAAUGAAUUGUGACUAUGUCGACAUCUCUAACAAUGAUACAACAUUAUCACAUAACACCACUGUUAAUCUUGCGUAUGACAUUCGUGUUGAACCAUUUGCCCGUGCCAUAACACGUUUCACUAACCAUACUUAUCAGCUGUCUGUUGAUAUUUCAUGGCAAAUGCCCCCAAAUAGUUCGUUGCUUUGAAU